Molecule: messenger RNA, 3260 nt
Organism: Vidua macroura (Pin-tailed whydah)
Lineage: Eukaryota; Metazoa; Chordata; Aves; Passeriformes; Viduidae
Product: Golgi integral membrane protein 4-like
Exons: 14
Coding region: 135-1862 (575 amino acids)
Cellular component (GO): Golgi membrane; Golgi apparatus
Source: RefSeq, a predicted model, not a curated record
GGAGCCGAGCCUGGGAUCGCAUCUUCCGGAGGGAUCCGCGAGUUCGCGGAGGAACGCGGCCGCUGGGCGAAAAUAACCAGAUGCUUUAGCAGCGCCGGCGAGGCUGCGCUGCACCGCGGCGCUCCGGCCCCGCCAUGGGCACCGGGAUGUGCUCCAGGAGGCAGAAGGGGCUGCUGCAGACCGCCUUCUGCCUGCUCGCCCUGGCCUGCCUGGCCUCCGGAGUCUUCCUCUACAACCACUUGCAGCAGAAGGUGCGGAGCGCCGAGGCGCUGGCGCAGAAAUACAAACAGCAGCAGGAAGCGCUGUCAGCCCAGCUCCAAGUGGUGUACGAGCACCGGUCCAGGCUGGAGCGGUCCCUGCAGAAGGAGAGGGGGGAGCACAAGAAGACAAAGGAAGAUUUUUUAGUGUACAAGUUAGAAGCUCAGGAAGCGCUCAACAAGGAGAAGCAAGACUCCAUGAACAGAUACGGGGCCCUCAGCUCCCAGCACAAGAUCCUGAAGAACCAGCACGACGAUGUCAAGAAGCAGCUGCUGGACCUGCAGCUGCAGCACAACAGCCUCAAACUGGAGCACAGGAAGAGCCUGGAGAGCCACAGCCAGAAACUGGCCCAGCUGCAGCAGGAGAAGGACAGCGAGGUCACCAACCUGCAGGACACGGUGAUCAAACUCAGAGAAGAGAGCAAGCUCCUCAGGAAAGCCCACCAGGAGGUUCACUCCCAGCUCCUCAAUGCCCAGGCCCAGAUGGAAGAGUUCAGGCAGCUCAAGGAGGCUCUCCAGAAGAUGCCAGGCUUGAGAGGAGGAGGAGGAGGAGGAGGUGGGAAGGGGCAGCAGCCCCUGGUGCCAGCCAGCAGCCAGCUGCAGCCAGGGAGGCAGAAGGCUUUCCAGCCCAGCCAGGAGAACCGCUCAGCAGUGCCUGGCGCGCAGCAGCCGCCGGCACAGGGAUCCUCCAGCCACGCUGGCCCCGGGGAUGCCCAGCCACAGGUGCCCUUCAGCCAGCCAGCCCCAGCGCAGGAUGGCAACUCGCUGCCAGAGGCCGUGCCAGCCUGGCCAGCGCGGCGCGGCGCCGGCCACGCCGUCAGGUUCACCCGCACCAUGAACAGCCUGGCCAGCCCCGACGUGAAGAUGCUGAUGCGCAUCCAGGUGAGGAGCCACGAGGAAAGCCAAGCUCCUGGGCUGUCCCUGGCUGAGCCAGGACAACCCUCCCGAGCAGAAAACCCUCCAGCGCCAGGCGGCCAGCACUCAGCAGCGAGCAGACAGGUGCCAGUGCAAAGCUGGAAGGAGCUCGCUGGCAAGGAGAGCGCCCGGCUGGCCGAGGAAGGAGCGCGUGGCUACCCCGAGGAGCCCCAGGUUGCCCCCGAGGCCGGGCAGAGGGGGCAGAGGGGCAGCCCCCGGCCCCCCAGCCCCAGGAGAGGGGCAGAGCAGGACGGGGCGGACGAGGAGGAGCUGGAAAUGGAUGCAGCAGUCAUCGACAGGGAGUUGCACUCACAGAAGGAGCCCGUGGUCCAGGAGCCCAUGAUGCCAGAUGAUGCUGCGGAUCCUGCCCAGGACCCCAAUAACCAAGGUGAGGAUGAGUUUGAGGAGGCUGAGCUGGAGAGACCCGACUUUGAGGAGAAGGUGGGAGGCUCGGAGAAGUUGAAGGAGCCCAGAGUUAAAGAAGAGUCGAAGGAGAAGCCACCAAAGGAUGCUGGCAGACCUGCCAAGCCCAGGGAAGAGCCUCUGGAGGACUACCAAGAAGAUCAGGAGCAGGAAAUUGAGGAUCAUGGAGGGGAGGUGGAUGACAACGAUGACCUGGAGCUUGUCCAAGAGCAGAAGGACCGUGUGGGAAGGCAGGGAGCUGGUGGCAAGAAGGUUGACUACUUCUGAGAGCUGCUGGAAAAAACGGGAUACUCCAGGAAUGAGGGGAUGGGAACUCCUCCUGGGAGCUGCCUCCUGAGUUAAACACUGCCCAGAGCAAAGGCAGGAGGAGGGAACUCUCUGCAGGCCCUUGCAGGGGCUUUGCACAUGAAAAUCCCAUCUCGAUGUGGGGCCACUGCUGCCUCUCAGAGAUCUCUGAGACUGGGAGUGAUCUUACCCUGCUGCUUUUCUUAGAAGCACUUUUUGAUUUACUGUGUUCUUCGCCCUCUUGUUUUUCACAUCCCCUUUCGAAGCUGCAGAGGGCUUUUUUGGUUGGUUUUGGGGGGUGUUUUUUACCCCCCCUGGGCAGCAGAGGGGUGCCUGAGCUGGUCCCUGGACUCACUCGACUGAUCUCUAAUACAAAGGAAUCUGUCUUCAUAAAUGAUUUUGCUCGGUGGUGUUUCUUUAACACAUCCUUUGAGUAGGGUGGGGAGGGAACCAGAGGAAAUUUCCUGUUCUUUGCCUGGAGCUGUGCAAGAGCACCAACCACGGCCAGCAGAGUGUGUGGAUGUGAACACCUGCACCCCUUUCCUGCUGCAGAGACCCUCCAGAGACUUGGAGCAGAUCCUUGCAGAGCUCUCCUUGACAGUCCUGCCGGGCUCAGAGUGUCCCCAUGGAAUGCUGUGCAUCUUCCCUGCUGGAGGUGAGGGCUGGCCUGAGCUGAGAGAGGCUCUUCCCCAUGGGGACAGCGACAGCCACACCAAGAAAGGGGAAAAAAAAGGAAUAUUUGCAGCCCAACGAAUGCAGUUUCCAACCUGUUUGGAUUAUUUCCAGUCUCCCAACACUUGACGAGGGAGCUAAGGUCAAUUUUGCUUCUUCUAGACAGGUUUUGAUCAGGAAGCUGGGAAUUGUUGAUGCAGUAGAUUGAAUCCUGUGGGACUUUACUUGGCCUCCAAAAGACAUCUUACCUGACCUCAGGGGCAAAGAAGGAGCAGUCAGCUGGAACCCCUGGGAUUUAAAAUGAAAGGAGAAUGGGUUUAAUCAGGGUAUCUCAAAGCCCAGCACCUGUUUUAAGUGAUAAGAACAGGGCAGAGCUGUCCCACUCCCUGUCCCGUGCCAGACCCCUGUGCCUGAGCUGCCUGCUGCUUCCUCAUCACCAGACUCUGGGACCUCACCAUCAAACACAGCCUGUGCCUGAAUGUCAUCACCUGGGAAAAAAUCAGAGCAUCUUUGUUCUCUAUUUGAAUUAGUUGAGCUCUUUUUAAUCCCUUGUUUGUGGCAUAUUUUGCAAGCACUUUUAGACACUGGGAAAAACAAUAUUUAUUUCCCAACAAGCUCAGCCUUUUUUUAUUCUGACAGCAUUGAUUAUUUUUUUUUUCUUCCACUGGUUGUAAUGGAGCUUGAAAUUUACAUUUCAUAGGACUUUUU